Messenger RNA from Neltuma alba, 2979 nucleotides. RefSeq names its product potassium channel SKOR. Bases 11 to 2518 code for a protein of 835 amino acids. Gene Ontology annotation, biological process: transmembrane transport; potassium ion transport. NCBI's taxonomy places the organism in Eukaryota, Viridiplantae, Streptophyta, Magnoliopsida, Fabales, Fabaceae. The record is from RefSeq and is a predicted model, not a curated record. Gene Ontology annotation, cellular component: membrane. Gene Ontology annotation, molecular function: voltage-gated potassium channel activity; protein binding. The transcript has 13 exons.
GCUUCACACAAUGGACGCCAGGACGGCGAUGAGAAGACGAGACGACGACGACGACGACGACGAAGAAGAGUUCAACUCCGCCAGGAAGCAGCCACGCAAAAGAUUUCGCUUUCGGCCACGUCUCCAUUUGUGUUUCGCCGACCCCGAUUCUAGUUGGCGAACCGGAAGCGCCCCGCGCGGUAGCGCCACCGCUGAUCUCCACCGCCGAUUCCUGAUUCGUCCAGACAACGGAUGGUACAUCUUGUGGAAGUAUUUCAUUCUGUUAUGGGCGGUGUACUCUUCCUUCUUCACUCCUCUAGAGUUCGGGUUCUUCAGAGGAUUGCCGGAGGAAGUCUUCUUGCUCGACAUCGCCGGCCAGUUUGCUUUCCUUGUUGACAUCGCCAUCCGAUUCUUCGUCGCCUAUCGUGACAUCCAUUCCUAUUGCAUGGUCUACGAUCACACUCAAAUUGCCACGAGGUACCUGAAGUCUCGGUUCACAGUUGAUAUUCUUAGCUGUCUUCCGUGGGAUUAUAUUUACAAGGCAACUGGGAGGAAAGAAGCCGUCAGGUAUUUUUUAUGGAUUAGGCUAAGUCGAGCAUGUAGAGUGACAGAGUUUUUUGAGAGGCUGGAGAAAGAUAUUAGGAUCAAUUACCUCUUUACUAGGAUCGCGAAACUUCUUGUUGUAGAACUAUAUUGCACCCACACAGCUGCCUGUAUCUUCUACUAUCUUGCUACCACUUUGCCUCCAUCAAACGAAGGUUAUACAUGGAUAGGCAGCUUAAAGAUGGGUGAUUAUAGCUAUACAGACUUUAGACAUAUCAAUCUUUGGAAGCGUUAUGUGACAUCGCUCUACUUUGCAAUUGUUACGAUGGCAACUGUUGGCUAUGGAGACAUUCAUGCGGUCAAUGUCAGGGAGAUGAUAUUUGUCAUGAUAUAUGUCUCCUUUGAUAUGAUUCUUGGUGCUUACCUUCUUGGUAAUAUGACAGCACUGAUUGUGAAAGGAUCAAAAACAGAGAGGUUUAGGGAUAAAAUGGCUGAUAUUAUCAAGUACAUGAAUAAAAACAAUUUGGACAAGCAGAUAACUAAAGCGAUAAAAGGCCAUUUACGCUUACAGUAUGAUCGCAGUUACACUGAGGCAGCUGUGCUUCAGGAUAUUCCAGCCUCUAUUCGUGCAAAGAUUUCAGUGAAUUUGUAUGAGAAAUUUAUACAAGAAGUUUCUCUUUUCAAGGGAUGCUCUUUGGGGUUCAUUAAGCAAAUUGCAAUCAGAGUACAUGAAGAGUUUUUCCUUCCAGGAGAAGUGAUUAUGGAGCAAGGAAAUCUAGCCAAUCAACUUUACCUUGUAUGCGAUGGUGAGCUGGUUGAGAUGAGGAGAGAAGAUGUUGAUAAAGAAGUGUUCAUAAGGCAUUUGCAAGACCACUGUUUCUUUGGCGAGGUUUCUUUUCUUUGUGAUAUACCUCAACCUUCAACAGUACGAGCAUGUGAAUUUUGCAAGGUUUUGCGACUUGAUAAGCAUUCCUUUAUGGAAACACUGAAGGUGUAUUUUGCAGAUGGUCGAGCUAUCAUGAACAAUCUCCUCGAGGGAAAAGAUUCCAGUAUUCAGCAGAAGCUCCUGCAAUCAAACUUCUCCUUGAUUCUUGAAAAUCAUGAAAAAGAGAUGGUUAUGAGAAUGAAUUGUGCUGCAUACGAAGGGGACAUUCACUUUUUGAAACGUUUGAUUGAAUCAGGAGCAGAUCCCAACAAGACUGAUUAUGAUGGUAGAUCACCCUUGCUUAUUUCUGCAUCAAAAGGAUAUGUAGAAAUCGUUCAUUUUCUUAUUGCACAUGGAGUGAUUAUCAACUUCUCUGAUAAAUUUGGAAGUUCCCCCUUGUUUGAAGCCAUCAAGAAUGGACAUGAAGAAGCAUCUUCUUUACUUGUGGAUGCGGGGGCUACUCUUACCAUGGAUCAUGCUGGGAACUUUCUUUGCAUGACUGUUGCAAACAAGGAGUUGAGCCUUCUAAGGCGGGUCUUGGAUUACGGUAUAAAUCCAAAUGCCAGGAAUUAUGAUCAGCGUACACCUCUUCACAUAGCCGCCUCUGAAGGUUUGUGUAAAAUGGCUGAGUUGCUUCUAGAAGCAGGAGCAAGUGUUUUAUCAAAGGACAGAUGGGGAAAUACGCCGCUUGAUGAAGCUCAUAUGGGUGGAAAUAGGAACAUGAUCAAAAUGCUCCAAGUUGCAAAAAUUUCUCAGUUGACCGAAUUAUCCCACAGUAUACAAGAAUCUCGAGCAAAAGUGCUAUUACCUUCAACAGAUGAAAUUCCAAGAAAGAAAUGCACUGUGUUUCCUUUCCAUCCAUGGGAUCACAAAGAGGAAAGAAGACAGGGAGUUGUCUUAUGGGUUCCAAAAAGCAUUGAAGAACUUGUGCAGGUGGCAAUGAAACAUCUGAACUCUUCAAGUGGUUCCUGUAUUUUAUCAGAACAUGGGGGUAAAAUUCUUGACGUCGACUUGAUUGGCAAUGAUGAUAAGCUAUUUCUGGUGAGGGAAGAACAAGCAGAGAGUUCAUAAAUUUAUCGAGAAGUUUGAGUCACCCAAGGCACCACCAGGCACAGCAGAAGGGAAUAUGCAGUUAAAACUAGCUUCUUCCAAUCUGCUUUUCCCUCCCUCUGGCAGAGAAUGAAAAAUCAUGGAGAAAAAACAGAGGUGGGAAGGAAGAAUAUUGCCUAAGGCCUCAACAUUUUGAUUUAUUUGCAUUAGGUGCCUUUUAGAGCAGAAGAUAUUUGGUGGAAAUGAUGUAUGUUAUGAACUGCAAUUGUUAUUGAAAGUAAAAAGUUUAUCAUGUGAAAUGAACCUCCCCCAACAAAAGGUGUAGGAUCUCGACAGAUCUUGAGGCUUAUUUUACUGUUUCAAUUCAGCAUUGAUGUACUCACUGUUCUGAAAACCCAAAUUGGGUUAACUGUGUUGAUAUUAACUAUGUAUUUAAUUUCAUGUUGAAAAUCAUUAAAACCAUAGUUUAGUUAAACAUUAUA